UGGUGUGAGGCUGUUGUUUACAUUCAUUUUGAAUUUGUAUAAUUACACAAUAUUUUACACAAGUGGACAAGUGCACAAUGGAUAUAGAAGAGAGUGCUCAGCUUAAAGACCAGCUAAGGGACAUUGUAUUAAAUACAAAAGUCCCACUUGUAUUGAAAAACUAUUCAGUCGACUGGGAAUGUUUUGAAGGAUCCCUUUUGGAGUGGUGCACUAGCUUUGACGAAUACAAUGCCAAAAAGACAGCUGUAUUCGAAAGUAUGGAAAUCAUGGACGGCGCAACGCCUCAAUGGGAACGCAAGAGGAAGAAGACUGAAAUGACAAUGCAACAAUUUUUAAAGAAUUACUCUGGGAACAAUGCAAUGCACUGGUCGGCAUUUCAAUAUAAACGUGCAUUUGAUCUACCAGAUCAAUGCUUAAAAGGCAUAGAUUUUGAAUCUUUUGGCUUUUCGAAGCAUGAUAGGGACUUCAGCCUUUGGCUGGGCUCUAAGGGUGCUAAUACUCCAUGCCAUUAUGAUACCUACGGCGUAAAUAUUGUCGUCCAGGUAUAUGGUAGUAAGUCCUGGCUGCUCUUUCCACCUGAAACGCCUUUUGAGACUACACGAAUUCCGUAUGAGGAGUCCAGUGUAUAUUGCUUGGAGAACUUCUAUGCGCCGCAACCUGACAAACUUACUUACUACGAGAAGUUUCAAUAUUAUGCUCAUCACUGUGUGCUGAAUGCUGGCGAUGUCCUAAUUGUGCCUCGCCAUUGGUGGCACUACGUAGAGGCAGUGGAAACAUCGCUUAGUGUUAACUAUUGGGUGCCUCUAAAAGAAGACAUAAACUUAGCGCUAGAUGAACUUUUAGUUAAGCAUGUGGUUGAGAGUUUUGUCAAAGGCGAAGAUGAACGUGUGAAAACAUAUUUGCUGAAUCCCAAUCAGCUUGAUGAACUAGGCCACACACCGACUGAUCUUUUUAAUCUAUUCAAACACGCGUUAGAUAGAAGCGCCGACAUUAACUGUACAUUGUGGCAUGAAGAUUACUUGAGUAAAGCAGAUACAGCCAAGUUGAUCUCUGAAAUUUCACUGAACAUACGAGCUUUGAAUGUGAUGUCCAAAGAGGAUUAUAUGUUGCUGCUUAGCAAUAACUCCAAGCGACAUGUAGUCGUAGAAAGCAAAGAGGACAAUGCAAUCAACCCCACUUUGGAGGUGUUGAUCAACAGCAUAUGUGCUCCAGAUAAUAUUGCUCGUGUUAAACUCGAGUUUUAUCGCAGAAUACAUAUGCAGAAAUCAGUCAAUUAGUACAAAGAUCGAACGUUUAUU
Messenger RNA from Drosophila busckii, 1298 nucleotides. It is a transcript of the gene HSPBAP1, whose product is annotated as HSPB1-associated protein 1. Gene Ontology annotation, molecular function: 2-oxoglutarate-dependent dioxygenase activity. The transcript has a single exon. Bases 78 to 1277 code for a protein of 399 amino acids. The record is from RefSeq and is a predicted model, not a curated record. Lineage: Eukaryota; Metazoa; Arthropoda; Insecta; Diptera; Drosophilidae.